GCAUCAUUAGAGUUGAAAGUAUGGCGUAAAACGUAGUUAAGCAAGGUAUGGUCUUUCUUCUAGUUUUCAUACCCCAGUCCUGUGAAUCUUUGGUAUUCUACUUUUGAUUAGGCAAGAAAUUAAACUAGGCAUUGGUUUGCUUCUGUAUCAUACGAAUUUUUGUAAGGUUUUACCGCAAAUUUAAGAAAAUUCUGAAGGCUUAAAAAUAUUCAAAUAGAAAAAGAAGCCGCACCAGUUGUGCUGAUAUGGCGUCGGGAGCAGCCGUUGAAACGGCGGCGAAGCCUAGAGGCGGUAGGUUUUGCACUAUUUGCAACGCCAAGCGUGCCGCCCUCAAGCGUCCCAAAACCCUAGAACAAAUAUGCAAAGAGUGUUUCUAUGCAGUUCUCGAAGAUGAAAUUCACAGAGUAAUUGUUGAUAAUCAUCUCUUCAAGCGGGGCGAACGCGUAGCAAUUGGAGCUUCUGGAGGAAAAGAUUCAACUGUGCUUGCAUAUGUGUUGUCCGAAUUGAAUCGUAGACACGACUAUGGCCUCGAUCUUUUCUUGCUUUCAGUUGAUGAAGGCAUAACUGGUUACAGGGAUGAUUCACUUGAAACUGUUAAAAGAAACGAAAUUCAGUACGGACUUCCCCUUAAAGUUGUCUCGUAUAAAGACUUAUAUGGGUGGACGAUGGAUGAGAUUGUGAAGCUAAUAGGUCUAAAAAACAACUGCACGUUUUGUGGUGUUUUCCGUCGCCAGGCCCUCGAUAGGGGUGCUUCUCUUUUGAAAGUGGACAAGCUAGUUACGGGGCAUAAUGCAGAUGACAUUGCUGAAACAGUUCUACUAAACAUAUUGAGAGGCGACAUUGCAAGGCUGAGUAGAUGUACUUCUAUUAUUACGGGUGAAGAUGGACCUAUUCCAAGAUGCAAGCCUUUUAAGUACACCUAUGAGAAGGAAAUUGUGAUGUAUGCAUACUUCAAACGGCUGGAUUACUUCUCAACUGAGUGCAUAUACUCUCCGAAUGCUUAUCGUGGCUUUGCUCGGGAAUUCAUUAAAGAUUUGGAGAGGAUCAGGCCAAGAGCUAUACUCGACAUCAUAAAAUCUGGUGAAGAUUUUAGGAUAGCAACCUAUACAAAAAUGCCAGAGCAGGGAAAUUGUGAAAGAUGUGGUUACAUUUCCAGCCAGAAAUGGUGUAAAGCAUGCGUCCUACUGGAUGGACUUAAUCGAGGUUUGCCUAAACAAGGUAUUACUCGGACCCGAGGCUUAGAUACUGAGCGCAACAAGGAUAUGGGAGAAGCUAAUGGAACAAAGAGUUUGCAGAGCAAGCAAUGCGGAUCACUCGACUUCUGAUUCAGUUUGGCGGGUUUGAAUUCCUCAUUCAGGAACAGAGGUCGCAAUUAGCAGUUCCAGAAUUCGUUGCAGAUGUAAUUCAUAAUGGAUUUGCCAGUCUUCCUCCUGCCUGGGAAAUCCAUCUUUUGAUUUUGAUUAAGUCCCAACUUAGCAGAUCAUAUUUAUCAUGGAUAUUGAUGACUUUAUUUAUUUUGUACAAGCAUUUUUUAGGGUUCUGUGGGCUCUUGAAAUUUUGGUUUAGCUGAAGAAAACAUGUAUACAGUUUCUGUAUUUUGUACAAGCAGUUUCUUUCGCUGUAAAAUAGAGCUAACGGUUGAGAUGCCUUUGAUACGUGUUUACUUUGAUGAAUUAAAACUUUGGAAUA
Salvia miltiorrhiza (redroot sage) is the source of this 1689-nucleotide messenger RNA. Its product is annotated as cytoplasmic tRNA 2-thiolation protein 1-like. The transcript has 10 exons. The record is from RefSeq and is a predicted model, not a curated record. Gene Ontology annotation, molecular function: tRNA binding. NCBI's taxonomy places the organism in Eukaryota, Viridiplantae, Streptophyta, Magnoliopsida, Lamiales, Lamiaceae. Bases 246 to 1325 code for a protein of 359 amino acids. Gene Ontology annotation, biological process: tRNA wobble position uridine thiolation. Gene Ontology annotation, cellular component: cytosolic tRNA wobble base thiouridylase complex; mitochondrion.